AUGAUUGUCCCGCCGGAUCCACGAGAUUGGAGCUCACGAAAAAAGGAGCCCACACUCGAUUCGAAGAAGAACUACGGAGCCGCCAGUGAAGCUUUGAUCAAAAGCGAUCAUCCGAAAGCUCAUCAAGGCCAGAUUCCAAUCAUCCCGUCUGACGCAGCCUACGGAUCAGGCGAUGCAUUCAAAGACUUCGAUCAGUUCACCGAUUCUCGCGGUCUUGCACAUCGACCUAGAUCGAGGAGUCCCUGGUCGAAACCUGGUCUCUGGGAGCCAAACCCCGACGACCCGCACAAUCGUGAUCACGCAAAUAAAUUCUAUUAUCAGCCAACUUCGGUCACUGCCGAUUGGGUGAAUGGACAGCUAGCCUGGAAUGGUCACUGGGCUGUACCGGCAGCAGGUGUCGGCGGCUCAAAUGGUUACUCAGUCGCUCACUUCCCCUCUCUUGGUCACUUCUUGAACAUUCCCGAUGAUUACGAU
Mesorhabditis belari is the source of this 474-nucleotide messenger RNA. NCBI's taxonomy places the organism in Eukaryota, Metazoa, Nematoda, Chromadorea, Rhabditida, Rhabditidae. The record is from the annotation of a GenBank genome assembly.